Pyricularia grisea is the source of this 684-nucleotide messenger RNA. RefSeq lists its product as uncharacterized. Bases 1 to 684 code for a protein of 227 amino acids. Gene Ontology annotation, biological process: proteolysis. NCBI's taxonomy places the organism in Eukaryota, Fungi, Ascomycota, Sordariomycetes, Magnaporthales, Pyriculariaceae. Gene Ontology annotation, molecular function: serine-type endopeptidase activity. The record is from RefSeq and is a predicted model, not a curated record. The transcript has a single exon.
AUGCCUACAAAUGCAGCGAGGAACAGAGCCGAAGCUGGAGUACCAAACCCGGUCACAAUCGACAGGCAGGCGAUGGCAAUCAGGGAAUUGGAGCAAGCGAUCGAUGAGGCCGAUGAAGCCGGUGUGAUCAUGUUCUGCUCAGCAAGCGACGACAUAGCCGCGGGAGAAACGCUUCCAUUCCGCCGUAAACCAAGCAAAAUCAUCCGCAUCGGCGGUGCCAUGCAAUACGGCCAUGGCGACCCCAUCUUGGAGGAUUCAGACAGCAUCAGCUAUUGUUUCCCGGGGAACCAGGUCGCCGAGGCGUGGAACCCGUUUCGCGGCGCGUCACAAGUGCGCUACCACGACGGCUCCUCGGUGGGCAUGGCGCUGGCCGCGGGCCUGGCGAGCGUCAUCAUUCAGUGCGUCAUCAUGCUGCGCGACAGACACCCGGCCGACAGCGCCCAGCACCGCGACGCUCGGGGUCUGGUUGUGGCGUUGAGGAAAAGCAAGAAUAUGAGGCUGGCGUUCGACAGCGUGUUUGCGGUCAAUGACGAGACCGAGGGUUGGAGGAAGAGGAAGUAUCUGCCCGUGUGGGCGCUUUUUGGUAAGGCGGCUCAGGGGAUGGAGAGUUUGAGGGAUAAUGAACGGUGGGGCGUGUUGGCCAGGUUGAUGAAGCGGAUAUCUGACAGGAUUGAAGUAUAUUGA